AUGAGAGAUUUCGAAGAUAGUUCAGUAAUAAAAUUCCUAACAAAGGAAGAGAAGCAGCAAAAGGAAAUCCACAAGAGGUUGGAUGUUGUAUAUGGUGAAGAUGCACCUUCAUACUUUAAAGUAAAAUUUUGGGCCAAGCAAUUUAAGAGGGGGAGAGAAUUGAUUGAAGAUGUCCCACAUUCAGGGCAGCCUGUGGAAGAACAUUCAAAGAAAAUGUACCAAAAAGUGGAGAUAAUAAUUUUUGAAGAUCGUUGUGUUAAGAAAAUUGUCUGCUGUUGCUCCUCAACAAAGUGCCUGCACACGUCAUGCAAACGUCAUGCAGUUAAUCAUCCACCAUUCAGUCCAGAUCCACCUCCCAGUGAAAUCUUCCUGUUUCGAAACAUGAAAACAUUUCCAUGUGCCCAACCAUUUCCUGACAAUAAAGCAGUUAAGGAAGCUGUAAUUGGAGGAAAAUUAACUUCUGGAGGCAAAAUUGAAGUGAGUGGUGCUAUAAAUGGACCAAAUCGAGUCCCUCUAGCAAAUUUAGCCUUUGUAACAACUGUUGUAGAACCAUCAGCCAAGUCCUUCACUGCCAAAUUGGCUGGAAGAGUUAAUCGGGCGUGCGUGGGUGGUGCUGCAGUUGCUAUUGGCAAUUUGACAGCAAGGAACGCACUGUUUUCAGAUGCACAUUAGGAGUAAUCGCAUCCCUGGGUGAAACCACUCUCUACAAUCAAUGAUGAAUCAAUUGCUUCUCAAAAUAUUCAAAGCUAUACCUUUCAUUACUCUUGUAUACUCCUUUUGGGUCUUGUAUGCGUGCUUGGGCAUCCUACAUGAUUCCCAACAAAAUAAUUUCUUCUUCUUAUUUCUGUCAUUUCAAAUAUACAUAAACUGGAUCACUGUUGUGUGUGUAACAUCCAGUUGCACAAAUAGUGGUGGCAUUUCAUCACAGUAUACUGGUGGAGACAAAGAAACUGUUACCGUUAACUUGUUAAGUAAUGAAACAAGACCAUGGAUCGACAGCUCUCCUGCCCUCAGUUAUGAAAGCCUCCAUAUGAAUGAACAAUUCUUAACAAAACUACAAAAAAAAAAUGAUCACAAUAGUGUGAGCAGUGUUGAAGAGGAUUUUAACGUAGACACAAAUACUGUUUGGUAUUGCCCAAAGUGCUGUCAGCGGUCAUCGCAAAGUUGCUAUCAUUGUCCUGUAUGCAACAAAUGUGUGGUAGAACGAGAUCAUCAUUGUUUCUUUUUAGGCACAUGUAUAACAAGGCAGAACAUGAAACAUUUUGUAGUUCUCUUAUUUUAUACCAGUGUUUGUAGCACUUAUGCUAUGUAUCUGGUGUGUAAAGAAAUUAAUCUGUUUAACAAUGUAGCAAGGGAUUGGACUUUGAUGUUCCAACACUUUUUGCCUGUUGCUUUUGCUUUGUUCUUGGGUAGGGAAAUGAUAUUGCAUAACGUUUUGCAAAUAGCUUUGCUCAAUACAAGUGCAUGUCUUGCUAUUUUUUCCCUUGCAUUCUUUUGCUACAACAUGUACUUAAUAUUUGUAGGAAAAAUGUUGCAGCGGUUACAAAAGAAAACUUUUCGGGAUAGAUCAUUUGGGACAAGAAAUGUAUGUGCAAAUUUUUCUUUAAUUUUUGGGAGUUGUGGUGUGAUGAAUUUUCUUAUGCCAGUUGGCUUUGCCCGUAAUGUUUUGAAAAUUCACUUGCAGUAAACAAUAAUUUUGCCAAUAAACUUGAAGUUCAAUAUUGUGGAUGUCUGUGUGAUCUAUCCAUAAAUUUGUACUUAAUAAAGCUACUUGACUGUAUUGUCAGUACAUUUCAUGCAUGAUUUCAAUAUCUUGAAUGUCAUCAUAAGGGUAAAAGGUAAUUAGUAGUUAAAAAGUUUCACAAUAUUAGUGGGAGUAAUAUUUCUGGUAUGUACAUGAAAAUUCAUGUACUAAAAUGUCAAGUAAAUAAUAUGUUAAAAAAAUUACUUUUAACAGCUCUCUCCUAAGGUUGUGUUACUCUACCAUUAAUUAAUUUAAAGUCAGAUGGAACCACAGCCACGUUCAUGGAUUUAUAAUUAGAAAUUGGCUAGUUAAGUUGCAUCUUGUCAAUCAUGUUUCAUCUCUUAUAAUUUGCCAAAUAGUGGACGUUCCUUCUCAGUAUAACUGAGUAAAUGUAUUACUCAUGGCUGGGAUGACCUAAGGAUGAUAAAAACAUUUUAAUUCAUGUAUUAAACAAAACUUUGGAGAGUACAAGGAUGAAUCUUGCCAAAAUAGAAGAUAGUUGUGUUAUUCAUUUUUAGCUUUGUUGGUAUUCAAUUGUACAUAGAUUUCCUUGCAAUUUCUUUAUUCAUGUUAUUUUCGUGUCAGCAGAUAUAAUAUUGCAUGAAUUUAUUAUUUACCGAAAGAGAAAAUAAUUGGGAGGAUUCAUGUCCUUUUGUUACAGUUAAGCUCUCACUUAAUUAUUAAUAUCUCUGCCUAUAGCUAUGUAGUAACUUACUCUUACAAUUUUGAGAAUUAUUUUGUGAUUAAACAGAAAGAAAACCACCACCUUCCAUCUGAUUAAAUGAUAUGUUUUUGUUUUAUCUGUAUUGUCAGUCUUAUUUAUAGUUCUCAUCUUUAGUUCUAUCUUCUCAGGUUGAUGGUUGAGUAGUUUCUAGAUGUCUGAUGUUCAUAGGAAAGUUUGCCUACGAAACCAUCAGGAAAUAAAUAUUGAAAUUGAGCCAAGGUAGUAAAUUAGAUGGUACUGCUCUUUUAUUAGCCAGCAAAAGAACACUUGGGGCAUAUUUGUAUAAGAUAUUGUUUUUAUAAUAUUGUACAAUGUGAUUAAAAUGUUCAUUUCUAAUCUA
Gryllus bimaculatus (two-spotted cricket) is the source of this 2808-nucleotide messenger RNA. Lineage: Eukaryota; Metazoa; Arthropoda; Insecta; Orthoptera; Gryllidae. The record is from the annotation of a GenBank genome assembly.